AUGGCUCUCCAGGAACAAACUAGCAAAGGCCUCCCGCCAAGCAAGUACCUGUGUCUGACGAUUCUCGGCUACCGCAAGCCCGGCAUGAGCGAGGAGGACUAUCGCCGACAUAUGACGGAAGUGUCCGCCCCGCUGACGAAGGACCUCAUGGCCAAGCAUGGAAUCAAGCGCUGGACAGUCAUGCACACGCCGCAAGCGACUAGGGAGCUCAUGAGCCAACUGUACGAUCACCAGAUGGCAAAUGUGGCCGACUAUGACUGCUUCAGCCAGGUCGUGUUCGAGAGCCUGGAGCACUACAAGAAUCUGAAAGAGGAUCCCUGGUAUAAGAGCCGCUUGUUCGGAGACCACGAGAAGUUUGCGGAUACGAAUCGAAGCAAGAUGACGAUUGGGUGGAUCGAAGAAUGGGUUCACAAUGGCCAGACCCGGGAAAAUAUGGAUGCACCAUGGCUGUCAUUCCAGAACUGA
This is a messenger RNA of Exserohilum turcica Et28A, 465 nucleotides long. RefSeq lists its product as uncharacterized. The record is from RefSeq and is a predicted model, not a curated record. The coding region runs from base 1 to 465 and encodes 154 amino acids. Gene Ontology annotation, molecular function: oxidoreductase activity. The transcript has 2 exons. Lineage: Eukaryota; Fungi; Ascomycota; Dothideomycetes; Pleosporales; Pleosporaceae.